Messenger RNA from Mycotypha africana, 1074 nucleotides. RefSeq names its product kinase-like domain-containing protein. The transcript has 3 exons. Bases 1 to 1074 code for a protein of 357 amino acids. Lineage: Eukaryota; Fungi; Mucoromycota; Mucoromycetes; Mucorales; Mycotyphaceae. Gene Ontology annotation, molecular function: protein serine/threonine kinase activity; ATP binding. The record is from RefSeq and is a predicted model, not a curated record. Gene Ontology annotation, biological process: protein phosphorylation; intracellular signal transduction; negative regulation of apoptotic process. Gene Ontology annotation, cellular component: nucleus; cytosol; cytoplasm.
AUGCGAAUAAGUUUGUUUUAUAUUUUUACCUACAAAUUUCAUCCUGCAUUUCUUCAUAACUACAUCAUUGGCGAAGAAUUGGGUUCAGGUGGCUAUGGCUUUGUUUUAUCAGCUCGCGAACGCUCAACAGGUAUAGAAAGAGCAGUAAAGUUUAUCUUUCGUAACAAAGUGCCUUUACACAACUGGGUGAAAGAUCGCGAACUUGGACCGAUCCCAAUGGAAGUCUAUAUUUUAAAGAAUGUUCGACACCCAAGCGUUAUUGGCUAUGUUGAUUUUUAUCAAGACAAUUACUUUUGCUACCUCGUCAUGGAGUUGCAUGGCACACAAUGGUCAGCUACACCCAACGCUGUCAACAGCAACACCAACUACACAACUACUCACUUUGAGCAACCAAGAUCUCCAGCGCUAUCAGAAACAUCUUCUUCUGGCAGUACAAGCUCCUAUUGCUCUAUCGACACUCCUCUUGAAGAGUACCCUUCCUUUGAAACAACCAACAAAAUGAAUCAACAACAGCAAGAAGCGCCUUGUGUUAUCAAGAGACGUACUUCAUGUGAUUUAUUUGAAUGUAUCGAACGUCACCACUCUUUCGAAGAACCUGUCGCUAAAAUGAUCUUCAAGCAAAUUGCUUCCUGUGUUGCUUACCUUGACAAAAUUGGCGUUUGCCAUCGUGAUAUCAAGGAUGAAAAUAUUGUCAUUGAUGAUCACUUUCAGGUCAAAUUGAUCGACUUUGGUUCUGCUGUACUCCUACCGCGUCAUUAUGGCGAUAACACUAAUUAUUUGUUCAGUCAAUUUUACGGCACUGUCAGUUUCGCCUCACCGGAAAUCUUAUUAGGUAGACCCUACCGUGCUGAACCUGCAGAAAUUUGGUCACUUGGUGUGUUACUCUAUACAAUUCUAUUUGGUGAAGUCCCUUUCUACGACUCCAAUAUGGCAAUCGCUGGUCAGUUUGCUCAACCAAAAAGAAGCGUAUCUCCCGAAUGUUACAACCUCAUCUCUUGUAUGCUUAAUCGCUCUCCCGAAAAAAGACCUUCCAUCCACCAGGUCCUUAAUCACCCUUGGUUUUUCGAGUUUUAA